AUGUAAGACGAUCGAGUUAGAUACAUGUAUUAAUUUUGUUAUAUAAUAGGAAUUCAGUGUAUUCUGAACAUAGAAAGGAUCUUUCUAAAAACAUGGAUGUUGUAUGUUUUGCUAUGGCAGUUGAAUUAGAUAGAUUGGUACAAGAGAACAAUUUGCUUAAAGAGGAAGUCAAGGAAAUAUCAAAUCUUAGAGUUGAUCGAUUAAAUUAUGAAAAACAAAUUGGAGACUUGAUGAAUAGAUUACAAUAAUUAAUGGCUGAAAAUGAUAUGCUAAAACGGGAUAAUGACAAAUUGAAAGUCCAACUAAAUUAAGCUAAUUUAAGAACUCAAUAACUUGAGGGAUAAGUUUAAGACUUUUAAUAAGAAAUCUUGAUAGUAUCCAAUAAACUAGAGGACAUUACAGGAGGAGAUGGUGGUAAAUUAAAUAGUAUGAUCUCUUAUUUUAGAUUUUGAUAUUGAAGCAUUAAAAUAAAAAGCAGAGUUAUUGGAUAGUUUAGCUAAAGAUGGACAAUCAAUGGAGGAUUUAUCAGAUUUAUUGGAUUAACUUAGAGAGAAAGCAGAAAAAUAUGAUCAUCAUUUAGAAUUAUUAAAUGGAAGAGAUCUUGAAGAUGUUUUAAGUGAUCUUGAUGAAUUAGAAAAGUUAAGGAAAUUGGUUAAAGAACUUUAAGCUAAAUUGAGUGAUUUAUAGAAAGAAUUAGAUACAUUAAGAAAGAAAUCAAAAGAAUUAGAUGAUAUGAAAAAGAAAUUGGGAGAUGAUCCUAAUAAAGAGGUUGAUAAAUUAAGAAAAUAAUAAAAAGAUUAAGAAGAUCUUAAAAAGAAACUUACUGAUGCUUUGAAAGAGAUUGAAUAAUUAAAGAAAUUAUUGAAUGAUAAAAAUGCUGAAUGCAAUAAAUUAGGUUAAUAAGUUACUUAACUUACUUAAGAUAAUUAAGUUAAAGAUCAAAGAAUUUAGGAAUUAGAAAGAUAUGCUUAAUAAUAUUAAGAAUUAUAAAUAAAAGUGAAUAAAUUAGAAUAAGAAUUAGAUAAUCUAUAAAGAUAAUUAAGAGAUAAGAACCAAUAAUUAGAAGAUAAGACUAGAUUAAUUGAUACAUUAAAUAGAGAAAUAUAAUAAUUGAAAGCUGAAUUAUAAAGAUUAAAAGAUUAGAUUGCAAAUUUAGAGAGAGAAAAAUAAUAAUUAUUGUAACAAUUACAAUAAAUGCAAAAUUAACUUAAUUAAUUAUAAGAUUAAUUAAGAAAUUCUUAAGCAUAAUUACAAUAAUUAAAUUCAAUAGCAAAUUAAAAUGAUGAUGAAAAGGAGAAAUAUGAAUAAGAAAUAGAUGAAUUAAAAAAUGAAAUUGAUUCACUAAAAGAAUAAAUUGAAGAAUUAAAUGAUGAAAUAGCAAAAUUAAAAAGAAAGAUUUCAGAAUAAGAUGAUUAAAUUGAUUCAUAAACUAAAACUAUAUCUAAUAAAAUUUCAAGAAUUAAAGAAUUAGAAGAUCUAUUGAAUCAAAAAGAAAAGGCUAUUAAAGAAUAAGAAAUUAAAAUUAAAAAAUUACCUGGUUCAAGUGUUGUCGUUGGUGGUGGAAGAGGAGGUUAAUCAGGAUAACCAGGAUAACCAGGAUAAGGUGGUUCUGAUGUUAUCAACAAAUCCUUUAAUAAUUAAUUAUAAGGAGGAACAGGAUAAUCAAGUAGUUUUGGAACUAAAGGUGGUCUUGGAUAAGGUGAUGAAUCUUAAAGUACAGUAUUGUUGAGUCAAUAUUAAGAUGUUUUAUUAGCUUAUCUUUUGAUUGCAGCUGAAAAUGAAAGAAUUAAUGAAGCCUUAAAAAAUACAGUUUAAGAAUAUGAAUAAGUAUUAGUUGAUUUAAGAAAUGCUGAAGGAGAGAUAUCAUAUUUAAAGAAAUCUAUAUCAGAUUUGUAAGCUUAAAUUAAUGAUGUAAAUAAUUCUUUUAUAUUUAGCUUCGAUUCUAAUUGGAUGAAGCAAGAAGAAAGGCUAUGAAUACUGAUGAAUUAGAAAAAUUAAGAAGAUAAAUAACAGAUUAUGAAAAUAAAAUAGCUUUAUUAUCAAUGGAAUUAUCAAGAUAGAAAAAUGUAUCUUCUUCAGGAAUAUAAGUAAUGUCUUAAUAAUUAAUUUCUUAAUAAAAUACAUAUGGAUAUGAGGAUAAAUAGAUGAAUUUUGAUUAAUAAUAAUUAAAAUCAUCAAAAGGAUCACAACGAAAUUUAAAUAUCAAUGGUGAUGAUGAAUCUUGGAGAUUAAAGAAAAUCAUUGAAGAUUAAUUAUGUUUGAUUGUCCUUAUGUCAGCUGAACUUGAAACCUUAAGAUCAUAAGAGUAAUCUAAUUAAAGAUUAAGUUAAUCAGGAAUUCAAAGAUCUACAAUCUAAACUAGUUAAGUUUAAGUAGGAUAUGGUAAAAGCACAAUAUAUUGA
This is a messenger RNA of Paramecium pentaurelia, 2402 nucleotides long. The record is from the annotation of a GenBank genome assembly. NCBI's taxonomy places the organism in Eukaryota, Ciliophora, Oligohymenophorea, Peniculida, Parameciidae.